UCAGAGGAAUCGCUGUAUACUGUGGCAGUGAAGAAACGCUGAGUGUGAAACCAAAAGACUCCCGGACGCUAUCACUCGAAUGGUAUUUGGUCUCCUGUCAUUGAACGAUGUCAUCGGUCACUGAGGAGCUUCCAGACAUGGAUGGAGCAGACCUGUUCGGGCUGCUGUUCCACAAUGAAGGGAAUGGAUCUACUGAGCCCCUCUUUCCUGAUGGGAAUGAGAUCAUUGAAUCCUGGCUGUCAGAGCAGAGUAUACUGACAGGAAUGGACACUGAAGACUUUCUGUCCAGCUUGUUAGAUGGAGAAGACAACAUGGGUGCUAUCGGUCCCUCUCACUCUCCCUUGGGCAGCGAUAGCGGUAUUUCCGAUGACAGCAGCACUGUGGUUGGAAACAACAACCCUCUGGGAUGCUCGAGUCCCCAGGGCAGCGACAGUGACGUGGUGCCCAGUCCCUGCUACUCCCAGGCUAGCCCCGAGCACUUUGACCCUGCCCUGGCCCCCGGAGAGCUGCAGGCAGAGAGCCCGGAGGUGCUGUCAGUCCAGGCCGAUCACAGCUACUCUCUGCUGCAGAGCGAUGGCAGGGACAUGGACGCCCUGCAGAGUGUGAGGGCAGAGCAGCCUGAUACAGAUGUCUUCAUUGAUCUGGACGACUUGGUGAGUGAGGCAAUGGAGGAAGACGACGAGGAGGAGGACAUCACAGACGACCUGCCCUGCACUUUGUCCAUAGAGGACUCCACUCAGGAUUCCACUCAAGACAAUGACAUGGACCGGUUCCAGUUUAAAGAGAUUGUGCUUACUGAGGAAGAGAAGCGGCUUCUGGGAAAAGAGGGAGCAACUAUUCCCUCGCACAUGCCUCUCACAAAGGCAGAGGAGAGGACCUUGAAGAGGGUCAGGAGGAAGAUCCGCAACAAGCAGUCUGCUCAGGAGAGCCGCAAGAAGAAGAAGGUGUAUGUGGACGGACUGGAAAACAGGGUUGCCAUGUGUACCGCACACAACUUGGAACUGCAGAAGAAAGUCCAAAUGCUUCAUAAACAGAACAUCUCCUUGAUAGAGCAACUGAGGAAGCUGCAGUCGAUGGUGAAGAUGUCCACAAUGAAAGCCAGCACAACCAGCACCUGUGUUAUGGUUUUCCUGCUUUCUUUCUGUCUCAUCAUCUUCCCGUCAGUCAAUCCAUUUGGAGGAAAAUCAGAACAGAAGGAACUCUACACACCCUCCCUCAUCAUGUCCCGGACCCUGCGCUCCCUGCCAGCAGAGAGCACAGACGCCAUGUCCUUCCUCGAGCCUGAAGACGAGGAGCUCCUCUUAGUGCCCCAAGCAGAGGUGGACAACGUUAAAGCCAUCUUUGCUGGAGGUCAAAAGAAUCACACCCCCGACUACCAAAGGGUGGAGCAGCCUGACUCGGAAACAGGAUUUAACAGCAACUCCUCGGCAGACUUCCCCGGCCCGGCUCAGGCUGCAGAGAUGAAGCAGGGGCCCGCUGGAGGGGUGGGGGCCUUACAGGAAGGGUCUAUCGAUGCCAAUGUUGCGUAUGAAGUCACAGGUUCCAAGGAUAACUGGAUAGAGCGGAACCCCCCGUCUGUCAUACUACAGCAGCACCGCUCAGAUGAGAUGUAGACACACAACCAGCAGAGGGAGCCAUAUUCCUAAUGUACCAGAGGGAAGCUUACUAAAUGAAAAAGGGAACAAACUAGUAAUUAUCAAGAUAAAGGAUCAGGUUGCCUGUCCCUACUUUUCCCCUCUAACAGCCUUCUCAUGUACUACUGUACCUUUUAGCACUUUGUUGGGAUUUUCUUGUUCUAGUGGGCAAAAAGAACUGGGGAGAGAUCGCCAUAUUUCAGGAGUCUAAACUACCUAAAAAGUAGGACCUUGCAGCAGUAAACAUGCUUACCUCGCUGGAGGCCACAUGCAACUUUUAGAAGCACUGAGGGCUAAAAAUGUGUUGGCACCUCCGUAGAAAACGUUAUAAAGAACUUGCAGUAUAUUACUUCUAGAGAAGUAUUACUUGAAGGCAUUAUUGUUUAUCACCAACUCGAAGGGAGAGCUUGGUUUGACAACAGCAAAUCUAAAUAUUGCUGCACAUGAAGUACUCUCAUAGUAAAUUAUUGUGAAAAUAAUUAGUGUUACAGUUUAUACUGCAAACUGUCCAGAAACAUCCAUUGCCUAUUAGAAUUUAAGCUGCUUGAUUCUCAUAAAGCUUGAUCAAAGUGGUUGAUUGAACACCAUCACGCUUAAGCCAUUGCAGGACAUUUGGCCAUUUAAUAGACUUGUAAAGUGUUUUUAGUAUUUCCCUUGUAACAAGGGUAUCCAUGCUGAUUUACAUUUCGGAAUGCUUAGUUUUAUGUUGUACAGUUAAGAAAAAAUGAUGUUUGCAAAAUAUAAAACAAGACAAUAAACCCCUAGACUUUGUCAUUGUUAGCCAACCCCACUCUACCCCUUCAAACUUUUCUUGUUCAACUUGAUGGGACAGUUCUUACCUUUCUAAACAUGUCUGAAUUACCUUAGCACUGUGUACACACAGUAGGGGGUUUGAUAUAGCUCGGUAAACCGUGUUGCAGUAAAAUGUACUCAAAAAUGUAAUGACCUGUUUUGUCAGUGAGGCAUUUUUGUCAUUUCUUUGUGUAAUUAAGUUUAUGUGAGUAAUACAGGAAAUCUAAAUGGUGUUGGAACUGCUUUUUGUUAUAAUCGACAGUCAAUGAGAUUUUAAAUGUUGAUCGUGAUGAACAAAUGCACUGACAUUUGCCGUAGUCCAAGAAUGAAAUGUAAAUAUGCUUGAAUAAUUGUAGCUCUUCUGAACAUUUGAACUCUUUAUGUAUAAGACAUGUCUGGACAUCUAUAAUAUUAAUAAACCUUUUAUAUAUCAGAAUUACA
This is a messenger RNA of Notothenia coriiceps (black rockcod), 2867 nucleotides long. RefSeq names its product cAMP responsive element binding protein 3-like 3 like (gene creb3l3l). Lineage: Eukaryota; Metazoa; Chordata; Actinopteri; Perciformes; Nototheniidae. The transcript has 10 exons. Gene Ontology annotation, biological process: regulation of transcription by RNA polymerase II. Gene Ontology annotation, molecular function: DNA-binding transcription factor activity, RNA polymerase II-specific; RNA polymerase II cis-regulatory region sequence-specific DNA binding. Gene Ontology annotation, cellular component: nucleus. The record is from RefSeq and is a predicted model, not a curated record. The coding region runs from base 108 to 1613 and encodes 501 amino acids.